Messenger RNA from Cyprinodon tularosa, 1696 nucleotides. Its product is annotated as echinoderm microtubule-associated protein-like 1. NCBI's taxonomy places the organism in Eukaryota, Metazoa, Chordata, Actinopteri, Cyprinodontiformes, Cyprinodontidae. The transcript has 7 exons. The record is from RefSeq and is a predicted model, not a curated record. Bases 255 to 1190 code for a protein of 311 amino acids.
GUCCACAUGCACAUGGGCAGAGACAAUUAAGGGCGAAUUGGACGUUUUAAAGCAUUACCAACCCCCACCUUUAUAGGCACACAUCCUGAGCUAGAGGCUUAGCCUCAAUAAAUCAACAUAGUGUCCAAGAGGGAGCCAGGAACAGAAACUGUCGAUUUGGAUAAUAGAAACUGAACACCUUGUAAGAAGCAAUCUCUGGAAACGGUAUGAAUGGAGUGAAAGAACUGCGAUCCUAGAAGAGCCUGGUAAAUCAGAUGGAGGCAGAGCGGGGAUACCUGAUAAGGGCCAGAGGAGCACAGAUAACUGAAAGAGUUUGUACGCGAGAAGAGAAGAAGAGGAGGAGGACGUCUGGGCAGGUUGAAGACGGUGCCAGAGACCAGCAAAGAUACCCUAGCUUGUCAUCAGCAUCCAGCAGCUGUUAUGAUGACCGCAGCUCUGCAGCCAGCGGCCUGGACGUGGCCGACCGGCUCACAUACCUGGAGCAAAGGAUGCAGAUGCAGGAGGAUGAGAUCCAGCUGCUGAAGCUGGCGCUGGCUGAUGUUCUCAAGAGGCUCAACAUUUCUGAGGAGCACCAGGCGGCAGCUACCGCAGCUGGAGGAAGGAGAACACCAGGAGCAAAAGCCAGGCCUGUCUCCCUGGCUCUGCCCACCAGGACCCCCAUGGUGUCAUCCAGUGCUCCAACCCUCAAAAAGAGCUCAACAGUGCCCUCCAGUGCCACAGCCAGGAACUACAGCCCUACGCCACCUCUAGGUGGUGUAAGGAGCCCACCAGGUAGUGUGAAGGACAGUCCAUGCAAAACCACAAAAAAGGGGCCAACGGCUGCAGCCCCAGUCUGCAAGAAAGCUCCCGAAGGGAGCAACAAGUCCAGCGAGCCCACUGUAAGCGUAGGAACAAGGCGGGUGACUCACUGCAAAGUGACUAUGCAGAUCUAUCUGAGCCCCCUCGCAAGAAAGACUGGGUCUUCUGAGGAGGCCAAGUCAGUGUCUGCAAUGCCUGCCCACAGUGGGCCGGGGACCGGCCCUGGGCCCCCUUCAACCAAGAGGAGCAUCCAGCCUCAGAUAAAGAAAUCAACCCCGUCCUUCACCUUGAACCUGCAGAAAACCGUAACCAGCCAGAGCUCAGAGCAGGAGACAUCCAGCUACAUCAGCCCAGUCAAGUCACCCAGCCAGUAUUUUCAGAUAUGUUACUGACCCAAGCUGACAUUCCGAACUGAUAUUGAAAGGUUUUUAUUAACCUUAAAAAAUAUCCAGUUUUCCUGAAAUGUAAGCAUUUUUAUGGAUAUUUGCCUGUUACUGAGAUAAAAAAAAAACACCAAAUAACUUAAAAUUGCAUAUCUGUGGUUAAUUCGUCUGACUACAUCAAAUGUUGUGCUUUAGGUUCAUUCAUUUUGAGAAUAGCAAAGGUUUUUUUUUAUUGCAUUUUUAUUUUUAUUGCAGGCUAGUUUUAUUGGUCAGGUGGUCAAACCUGUUCAUUGUUUUCCUGGACUCCCGCCUUCUCCUUUAUAGCUCUGAAAACAAUAAUUUGUUCAGACAGUGUAAUGUCAGGGAGACUGACUCAUCUGUGUGCUCUGAUGUCUUUUGUGUAUUUGAUGUUUGAUGAUAGUUUCCACCCCACCUCCGUAUGUCUGUUCUCAUACAGGAGAGACAAUAAAAAGCUAUGAUCUCUAAAUAAAGCGUCUUGCAGAGAGCUUGAUGAA